Messenger RNA from Trichomonas vaginalis G3, 1053 nucleotides. Its product is annotated as protein serine/threonine kinase protein. The transcript has a single exon. Gene Ontology annotation, molecular function: protein serine/threonine kinase activity; ATP binding. Bases 1 to 1053 code for a protein of 350 amino acids. The record is from RefSeq and is a predicted model, not a curated record. Gene Ontology annotation, cellular component: cytoplasm. NCBI's taxonomy places the organism in Eukaryota, Parabasalia, Trichomonadida, Trichomonadidae. Gene Ontology annotation, biological process: autophagy; peptidyl-serine phosphorylation.
AUGGGCUUGUGCUACAGCACUCCUUUACAGAAGGUUAGAGCCAGGCCUAAUGGAAACGGAAAUAGACGAGCAAACGAUAUGCAUCAAUUAUCCACAUAUACAUCAAUUACUUCGUUUAUUAUUCAAAACGAUAAUCCCGUAAUGUAUGACUGGGCUUUCAAGAAAGAAAUAGGUACAGGAUCGAUGUCUCAUGUGUUUUUAGUUGAAAAUGUACAGAGCGGUGAAAAAUGCGCAGCAAAAGUUUAUUCAAUGUCACUUCUUCGUAGAAAAUCAAUCGGAGUUGAUGAAAUUCCACUUGUUGGAGUCCAAAAAGAAAUCGAUAUUAUGUAUGAAAUAGCACACCGAUACGUUUUAAAAAUUGUCGAUGUUUUUGAGGAUGAUCCUACUCAAUCACUUUUAAUCAUUACUCAAUUUGCACAAAAAGGUUCCCUUCAAUCAUUACUCGACGUUCAUACAGUUACACCAACAAUGUGCGAAACUUGCUUCUACCAAAUUGCAGAAGCUCUUAGGUACAUUCAUUCACUAAACAUAGUACAUAGAGAUAUAAAACCAGAAAAUAUUCUCGUUUUUUCAGAAUCAUUAUUUGUCAUCUCAGAUUUUUCAGUUUCAUCCAAAUUAUCUUCUUCAAAUGAGCGCCUAAAUGAUACAAAAGGAUCACCAGCAUUCCUUUCACCAGAAGAAUGCGGUGGCGGCGAUUUUGCGCCUAAACCUGCAGAUGUAUGGGCAUACGGAGUUUCUCUUUACAUGUCCUUAUUCGGGAUCUUACCAUUUAAUAUAGGUAAUGCUCCCUCAAAUAAUAUUACGAGCGCAAUGAUGUUUGUUAAACAAUGUUUAGAUAAAGAGGAAUUAACUUUCCCAGAAAACGCAUCACCACUUGCAAUAUCAUUAUUAACAAAGGUUCUUGCUAAGAAACCUGAAGAUAGACCAACUUUUGAGACCAUUACGAAAGAUCCAUUUUUCGAUCGCCCAAGAGAAUUAGAUGAGAAGAUACAGAGAGAAAAGAAUGAUUUGAGUCGCAACGAUACUUCUGAUUCCAGCUUUACAAUUCAAUAA